Messenger RNA from Psammomys obesus (fat sand rat), 5031 nucleotides. It is a transcript of the gene Armh4, whose product is annotated as armadillo like helical domain containing 4. The transcript has 8 exons. Bases 107 to 2368 code for a protein of 753 amino acids. NCBI's taxonomy places the organism in Eukaryota, Metazoa, Chordata, Mammalia, Rodentia, Muridae. The record is from RefSeq and is a predicted model, not a curated record.
UGCAGAACAUCGGUGCCGCCGCUGUCCUUCGCGCUCAGCUGUGCUGAAGGCUCACAGGACUGUUACUGGAAUUGUCAGCACCUUCAACUUAUUUUUCUCUUCCACUAUGAGCAGACCAACUCUGUUGCACAUCUGCGUGGCUUUCUGUAGCAUUUUCUUCCUCAGCUUGGCCACAAAAUGUCUAGCUUUCCCAAGAGUGGAAAGGAGGGAGAUAGCACAUGCUUAUGCAGAGAAAGAGCAGUUCCAGAAGAUGAGCAUGGAUGACCAAGGAAACAUCUCCUUUGCUCCAAAGUACACGCCCCAGCAGAUGUCCUCUGAAGCUCUAAUGAGACAGUCUGCAGGACCUUCUGUGACACCAUUAAACAAAGUUUUCUCUGUCAACAAAGAAACCCACCUUCCAAGAGCUGGGCCUCUGCAGCCUACUAGCCCUGAUCUUCACUCUUCCAGUGAGCCAGUGGUCUUAGCCAGUGAAAAAGAACAGGGUCCCAGCCAGCUCGAAAGAGUGUCUCCUGAACACAGACUUUCCGAGGCCAUGUUAACCAUUGCUGUCUCUUCACCUGCUUCUCUGAAUCCUGAGGAGGAGGGAUCCUAUAGCAAUUCUAGUGCUACGCCCACUGUAGAAGGGAUCACAGAUGUAACUCACGAUUUCCUGAAGUAUGUGGAUAAUCAGUUGUUUUCAACUGAAAGUCAGGAUACAGUUAGUUUGGGAAAUUCACCUUCUUCCUAUAUAUAUACCAAAGAAAUGCUAACCACAAAUCCAAGAACUGAGAAAGCUGUAGCAGAUGUAGCCAAGAGAACAACUGAAUUUCCUGGUAUUGAUUCCACAAGAGACACGGAGCAUGAUGGGGAGAGGCCCUCAGAUAUGACAGCUGACGGUGCCCUGAGCACUGCCACCAAGCACUUGGUGGAAGCCCCUCAGAAUAGCUUAGCUAUUAAGUCAACAGCUGGCAGUCUUCCGGGGAAACCUAAAGGAACAGUGAGUGUCAACACAGCUGCUCCAGUAUCCUCUGUCCCAAGCGAUGAGUGGGAUGACACUAAAUUUGAGAGUGUAAGUCAGAUGAAGCUCCCAGAAACAGAAGACAAUGCAGAGACUCAAGUGAGAACAGAGCCACCAUAUAGAACAUAUAUGAGCUCUGAGGGGACUCAAGGAAGCCCCACUUCCAAAGAUGUUACGAAGGUGCCUGGAGGAGAGACACCUUUGGGAACAGCCCCAGUGACUGCAGUGGGAGGUGAAAGGUCACCAGUCUUUACCUAUCAAAUUCUCUUCACUCCCAUGAGGCUGACAGAAGACCCUAAAGUUUCCACUGUGACACUGACUGCAGGAGGCUUCACAGCCUCCACUCAGGAGGACAUGGCCAUGCUGUUUUCAGAGACUGUAGUUUCUACCUCUCAAUAUGAGUCUGCGGCAUCGCUGGCAGCAGGAAACGUGUUAACAGAUGUCACUCAAGAGAUGACAAUGUCCACUCAAGAACCAGAUACCACAUUACCCUUGGUGACACAAGAGCAUAGGUCUGCCAUGGAGGUUUCCAGAGGCAGUGGGGAACCUGAAGAAGCCAUGCCAUCCCCCUCUUCUGCAUCCACUUAUGUGGGUGCCACUGAGCUGUCCAGAAGAUGGGAGUCUCUGCCCACUCCAGCCUCCACCACUGCUGUCCCUUUGUCUCUGGAAGUUUCCUCUUCCAUGGAAGAUCUAAUGGACACAAUCACUGGGCCAACUGAAGAAUUCAUACCAGUCUUGGACUCUCCAAUGGCACCCCCUGCAAUGACUGUGGAGGUUCCCACAGUUUCUCCAGCACUUCAUUCUGAGGGAAGAACUGUUCAGUCCAUCAGCCACCCAAGUACAGCUGCCUCCUAUGGCCUGGAAGAGCUCGAGUCUGAAGAGGUAGAAGAUGAUGAGGAUGAAGAGGAUGAAGACGAUGAAGAAGAAGAAGAGGAAGAUGAAGAAGAUGAGGAAGAUAAAGAGGCUGACUCCUUGUAUAAGGACUUUGAUGGUGACACUGAACUGCCAGGGUUUACUCUCCCUGGUAUCACGUCCCAAGAACCUGACAUAGAAACAGGAGGAAUGGAUCUACUAGAGGUAGCCACCUACCAGGUGCCAGAAACCAUUGAGUGGGAACAGCGGAAUCGAGGUCUAGUGAGAAGUUGGAUGGAAAAGCUCAAAGACAAGGCUGGCUACAUGUCUGGAAUGUUGGUGCCUGUCGGGGUAGGGAUAGCUGGAGCCUUGUUCAUCUUGGGAGCACUCUACAGCAUUAAGGUUAUGAAUCGCCGUAGAAGAAAUGGCUUCAAAAGGCAUAAAAGGAAGCAGAGAGAAUUCAACAGUAUGCAAGACAGAGUGAUGCUGUUAGCUGAUAGCUCUGAAGACGAAUUCUGAAUUGGACAUGGAUUUAAUUGGAUAUUCAAUGAGAUGGUUGUUUUAUUUUUUAUUUUGGAGGCAAAAAGAAGAAAGAGAAUAAAUGAAUGAUAAUAAUAAUAAAAUGAACAGUAUCUCACCACCUUGCUGCUACAAGGCCUUGGGUCCAGCCCUUGUCUCUGCUGGAGAGUAGAUUCUUCUUGUGCUAAGCAGAAAAGACACGCUGUACACCAAACGCAGCAUGCAGUGUUUGGCUUUUCUGUCUUAGGUUUGCCAUCACCAAGGGCUGCAGUUUAGAAGCCUAUAGUAUACAUGUUCAGUGGGGUUAGUUGGGUUAGGUAGAAUAAAUAUUUUUUACUUUUCCAUUGCGUUUUCCUUGGUUUGGAUUACUGGGCUGAAGUUAAUGGUGUUAUCACCAAGGCAUCCUUGACUUAGAUAGAUAAAUUCUAAGGAAGAGUAAUUUCUCACAAUCCUUUCCUACCAUUUUGAUAUUGUUGGCUUGUGGACAUUGCUGUAUCCUAUCUGCAUCAGAGACUAGUUACCACUUGGAACCUUUUUUUUUUCUAAGUUAUCUCAGCCUAUUAGGUUUAUGUAUAGAUUUACAUAUAUCUUGCAUUAAACUUUCCAGCCUCUUACUUUUUAUUAUUUUUCCCUUUCUUUGUCUUUUAGUAAGGAAAAACAAACACACCAGAAUCUAUACAUUACAUGUAUACUUAAUUUUACUUAAUUUUAAUUUAUUACUUUAAUUUAUGCUUGCUUUCUUAAAUAGUGUGACUUAGUUCAAUGCAUAUGCUGGAAGAAUCUUACUUGUUUAUCAUCAUAAGCUAUUCUUGUGGUGUAUUACUAAAAUCAGCUAAGGAGAAAUAAGGAUGACAUCGAGAUGAGUGGUGUAAGCUCCUGGAGUGACUGUCCUUGCCAUUUGGUUCUGUGUUCAUGGGGCCGGCCAUGACUGUGACUAAGCCAGAGCACUUUUCCAUGUCUAUGAUCUUGUCACCAGUGGGCCACCAGUGGUCUUUUUUUUACUUUCUUAGAGAAGGUAGACAUUCUUUGGUAGAAGGUAGCCCAGUGGCUAGAGUUCUCAUGUACAAAGGAGCUCUGGACUUUCCUCAUAGAUUCUUUCUCAUUUUCCUUGGAAUGCAAUUUGGUAAUUUUUAUACUGAAUAACACAUUUAAACACCCUGUUUGAAUCUGGAUAUUUGGUAAUUGUAGUUCAUUGGAUUUAGCAUUGAAGUUCAUUGGAUUUAUCUUAGAUCAGUUCCAAAAAUAGCUAACUGUUAGCAAUAACACUGUUACCAUGGAGAAUGUGGUCAUAGUCACUAGAGCCUUUUCUACUGUGACAGGGCCAAUUUAAUUACUCCUCAUAGAUCUGAGUGAGAAAGAAUACAUAUUUUUGUUUUUUCCAUUCUACUGAAGAUAGAAAUAAAGUAGAGGAGUGAAAGUAGAAGAUCAAUCACCAGUUAUAUCUAUGGACUCCACGUGAGGACCACCGUGGAACCAAACUAUAUACUGUGCCCUUCCCCAUGCUUUAAAAGAUAGUAUGACAUUGAAAAGUCUCCCUUUAACACCAAGACUAUUUGGUCAAGGAACAUGUAUUACCAAUGUCUGUGUUUGUUAAAUGAAUAAAUUUUUCAUAGUUCUUUUCUCCCACACAAAUUUAAGCAUCAUCUCUAGGAACUAACAAAACAUUCUCAUGGACUGCAUUUUUGAAUGAUGGCCAUCUCACAGAAAUAUUUUCACUAGAUAAGUUUAAUUCUUUUGGUCAAGAAGGCAAAUGUGUAAAAGUUGAUGAAGAGAAACGAAAAGUCCCAUGGAGGCAGAUAAAAGCUAGCAGCUCAUAAAUCAGGUUGAAGUCAGAUUUUUUUUAAAGUUAGAGCGUGAGUCAUGACUCUCAUCAGUGAAUCACAGUUCCGCUAGGAUAGCUGCUCUGCUUCUGCGUAAGUGAUGCUUUCUAAGAGCAGUCUACUGCUGUGUUUGUUCCUCAGGGUGGGAACAAGCAAAUAUGAGGGGACAUAGUCGUCAAAAUUCUUGACAAGUUGUAUACAGGUUCUCUUCACUCAAGGACACCUGGGUGAUGGGCAGUUGUGCCUGAACUACUCAAUCUGUUGCUUUAGAUUAGAUCAGGGUUAAUAGUGCCUCUUCAAACUAUUGUAUAGAAAAGUGGUUCUUUUGACUGCUUUAGAAACCCUUUUUCUCAUACUGGGUUGCCUUGCCCAGCCUUAAUAAAAGGGAGGUGCCUCAUCUUACUGCAGGUUAAUAAUUGGUUGAAAUCCAUGGAAAGUCUGGCCUUUUCUGAAGAGAAACUGAGGAGGAGGAAUGGGGGGAUGGGGGUGCUGGGAAAAGAGGAGAAGAGAGAAAACUGUUGUUGAAAUGUAAAAAAAAAAAAAAGAAAAAGAAAAAAGAAAUGUCCUAAGUAUGUCACAAAUUCACAGCUGAAGAUGACAUGUGUGUGAAUUUGUGCUUUGACAACAAUCUUGACAUCCUCUUUGGCACACAUGACUAUGUACAGAAAAGAACCUUACCUGGAUCACAGCAGACUUCUGUACAAACCUAUUUAGCUGACUGUAUAAUGAAAUGUGGUAUAGCUAUGCAAUAGACUAAUACUCAGUUCUGAAAAAAGAAAUAAAGAAAUCCUGUUACUGUGACACGGCUGUUGGAGGAUUAUCUGCUAAGUAAAUAAACACAGA